GCAAACGGACAGACUGUGUUCUCCUCUCCACACAAAGGAAGAUCCCAGGUAUAUAGUGUGGACAUGGGGCCGUCAAUGCCCCGCGGCUGAGGGAAAACAGGCGUCUGAUGGAGAGGCUGCAUUGUGGUGCGUUUACGGACCGGACUGUGGAAGGAAAUUACCAAAACCCAAGAAUGUAAACAGACAACUUCCGAUAAUGCUAACUGAAAAACUGCAAAUGGAUAAGGAGGAGUUCUCAGCAGCUACGAUGGAAUCCAUGAAAGCAUCACGGACCAGCUGUAAUCUGAAGGGAUGUGUGUGAGACGACGGAGGACUUCUGUUGUGUUGUUCGUGUGCUUCAUCGAUGGAUUGGACUGCUAGCUCGGCCCUGCGGGGGGGCGGUGGCAGCAACUACAGUGCUGACACCCCGCGUCCGAGCUUCACUCACCAGCUGAACACCGCCUCACCUGUGGUGCCAAGGGUUGUUUCCAUAGUGACCAGCCUAGUGACCGCCACCACGGAGGCCACAGUGGGAAACACAUCGGCGUUCGGCGACCAGAGAGGGAGCGAGCUGAGCAUGGCGUCGACCCAGGCGGUCCUGAGCGCGGCGGAGAGUAACUCAGUCCUGCAGGGCGUCGCGGUGGCCACGCAGGCCCUGGUGCUGCUCUGCAUCUUCCUCCUCUCCAGCCUCGGCAACUCGGCGGUGGUCAUCGUCAUCAUCAAACACAGACAGCUCCGAACUGUGACCAACGCGUUCAUCAUGUCGCUGUCGCUGUCCGACUUCCUCACCGCCGUCCUGUGUCUGCCCUUCUCCUUCGUCAUGCUCUUCAGUAAGGACGGUACCUGGAUGUUCGGGGACGGUUUCUGCGUGGCCAACGGAUUUUUCAACACCUGCUUCAGUAUCAUCUCCACCUUGACUAUGACUUUGAUAUCCUUCGACCGGUACUACGCCAUCGUCAGACAGCCCCAGGCUAAAAUCGGCCGCCAGAAAGCCACCCAGCUGUUGAUAGCUGUGUGGAUAGCUGCGGUCAUUUUUUCCCUGCCUUGGUAUCUGUUGGUCCGAAACCCUCCAGAAAUCCAUAAGCGGGGUUUCUACCACUGUAUGUAUGUGUUCCACUCCGGGACCUCACGCAUGGGGACGACUUAUAGCAUCUGCCUUAUCGUCGUGUGUUACUUACUGCCCUUCUCUCUCAUGUGUUUUUGUCAUUAUAACAUCUGUAAGACAGUUCGUCUCUCCGAAAUCCGAGUCAGGCCAGUCACCACGUAUGCAUACUUGCUUCGAUUUUACAGUGAGAUGCGAACAGCCACCACAGUACUUAUUAUGAUUGUUUUUAUCAUUUUUUGUUGGGGGCCAUACUGUUUAAUGGGGUUGGUUACAGCAUUGGGAGACUACACAUUCAACCCUGCAAUGGACACAGUGGCUAUCUGGCUAGCCUGGGCAAACGGAGCCAUCAACCCCCUCAUCUAUGCCCUGAGGAACCCCAAUAUAUCCAUGCUAAUGGGGCGGAGCAGGGAGGAGGGCUAUCGGACCAGAAAUAUCGCUUCGUACCUUUCUAACCAAACCCAGAACCGCGAGGCUCGGAUUAACCAAGCAGAGAGGAUAAGGGACCGCUACGUGACUCGUAUAGGGGUGAAUAACAACAGCCGAUUGUCAAGCUCGAGUCCUGCUAAAGGAGGCGAGGUGGCAAUGUGGGCAUGUAAAAACCCCGCUGUGUUCUUCUGCAGGGACGCUCAGCCCGACACGGCAACACUUGCCAACUCUGACAGUGCUCCAAAGAUGAAGACGGCUGACACCAGCCUGUGACAUUCUGAGAGAACCAUUGUUUUCUCUGAUCUGUAUUUGCUGCUGCCACCAGUUUGUGACAUUUGAGGUAAUACCUGAUAGUAUUUAUGUGCAUUCAGUACACUCAGAAAUGUUAACAUUUUUGUUCCAGGAAUCUAAAGGAUUAUUUUAGCUCUUCAUGUAUUACCAUUAUAUUAUGUUACACUGUGUGAAUACAAAGGUCAGGACUGUGAAAACCCUAUUUAACAGUCGUUUUGACAGUUAUUUUAUACAAGAAUGUCUGUAAUUCCCUCAUUGAUAAAGCAUGGGACGAAUUGCAAAGCAUUUGUGUUAAAUACAUGACAAGUUUGUUAUUGUGUUACAAAAGUCUUUUUGUCAUUUCAUAUGUAACUCAAAAGUGUUUCACAUUAGAAAGUACCACGGUCAAUUUCAUCCACACAUCCUGGACAAAAAGGUGAUCCUGGACGCCUGGGGAUUAUCUGCAGGGCUGGGUUAGGGUUAGGGUUAUCUCAGGUCUCCAAAGCACCUGUAUAGUUACCAUUCCAGGGACGUAUUCAAACCACCAACUGCUGUCUCAUCUGGAAACCAGCCUCAUCGUAAACCAGUUUAUACUCUCUGUUAGAGCAGGGUUAUAAUAAAUCGGAUGGUCUAAAAUGGCUUAAAGUCAAAGUUUCUCAAAUGUUGAUUUGUAUGUAUGAAUUACAAGACCCUAGUUACCCUAGAUCAGGGAUUCCCAAAGUGUGGAGCUGCCACCAGGGGGUGCGCGAGAUGAAACAUGUAAUGGUGGUCUGGUGUAAAAAUAUUACAGUGUUCUUUUUUAAGUGGGAUUUUUCCAUAGGCUACAAUAAAAAACAGGAAAAAUAAACAUUACCUUUGUAAUCCCUUUUAUUUUAAAUCAAAAAAUAUGAUUUAUUAGUUUUUGAUAGAAACGUAGAAGAAGACAGCCGCUGUCUUCUUCUACGUUUCACUGUAGGCUAGAAUAUAUGCGCGCCAACUCGUUUAAUUCAUUCUUUCAAAUAUGAUUAACUGGCUGAAAUCAGGGAAACUGUCAAGUGGAACGUCUCAUGACAAAGUUGUUAGUCAUGAAGGAGGAGAGGGACCAAGAGAGAGUGAGGAUUUGGAGGAAACAGACGGAGCGAAUAGGAACGAGUCAGAGAGAAGAAAAUGAGCGGGAGUCAGGAAAUGAUUGAUCCUCGUUUUUAUUUAUUGUAUCUGUUUCUGAGCCCAUGCUCUUUAAUGUU
Molecule: messenger RNA, 3003 nt
Organism: Eleginops maclovinus (Patagonian blennie)
Lineage: Eukaryota; Metazoa; Chordata; Actinopteri; Perciformes; Eleginopidae
Product: G-protein coupled receptor 135
Exons: 4
Coding region: 344-1783 (479 amino acids)
Biological process (GO): G protein-coupled receptor signaling pathway
Cellular component (GO): endosome; plasma membrane
Molecular function (GO): G protein-coupled receptor activity
Source: RefSeq, a predicted model, not a curated record